AUGACAGGCAGUGAGAAAGCGCCGCUUGUUUGUGUGAAGGACCCAGCUCCUCCGUGGAAAAGAUUCUCAAUAUUAAUCAUCGUGCUAACAAUAUCCUUAACGUUAGGAUUACCUUCGUGGUAUUUAACUACUUCUGUGGAAAGGGCAGAGUUACCAGUUGGUGAAAUUGAAACAUUGAACGAAAAAUAUCUUGACAACGUAGAAUAUGCCAUUCCUGUCAAAAUUAUUGACUUGCCAAACACGUUGAUUGGGAUAAUCAAUGAAACCCAAGAACUAAUCAACAGUCGACUCAAGGAUUCUAAAGUGUCAAUUACUCUAUUAGGUGGAGAUACUACUGUUGAAAAUCCCAGUAAUGUUUAUAAACUGAAGCUGAUUAUGAAUGAAGACGAAGACCAAAUGAUGGUAAGUCCAUACAAUGACAAAACGAUUAGUUUAUUUAUAACACCGCACAUUAUCAAAAAUAAUCUAACGACGGAUUUAAUAUCAAGGGUUCUAUUAGAUACCGUGUUUAAAAAGGAGAUCACCGAUCGAGCAACGAAAGUAUCCGACAAAUUGAAGUUCCCAUUCAGCGAUAACUACAAAAUAAGCAUCAAUUUCUUGAAUUCAGGUAGUAAAUCAUUCGACAAUACAGGCGGCAUAUUGCAGAGAAGCAUAGAGAACUUUGAGAGUUUCCUCAAUACUUUAAAACCUCUUGCUAAUUUUACAAUUGAAUUUCAGGAAUUAUGGUACGAGAACAGAAUCCAAACAAUUGGUGAGCAUGAAUCUGACGGGUAUACUAUAAUCGAGGACACAAGCAUGUUUAUUGAUUAUUCUGACUGGGGGUUGGAUCAGGAUGUUGAAUUGAAGCCCAUUAUCAAUUUGAAUUUAUACUUACCUGAAGACGAAAAGAUUCGUAUUGCAAAUUCCAACAGAAACUCAUUUAUAAUUCCUCAAUGGGGGGGAGUUGUUAUUAUUAAUAACGAUGAAGUAUUAGAUUAUCCCAAGCUGAAUGAGGUAUUUGACAUUUUUGCAUUCCAAAUCCUGAAAUUGCUAGGGAUCAGUACUGAGGCAGAGGAAUCUCUAUUCUACAGAAUUGAUGAGGCCAUCAGAAGGCAAACAAUCGAAAACAUCGAUGCAACUUUGAAAAACUUCCAAUCCUUAAUCACCGUCAUCAAUAAAUUGAAGACCAUUCCAAUUCCAUUGCAAGCGGUUGACGAAGUUGAGGAAUCCGUUUCUAAGAUCAAAGAGAGUAUCGCCAAUCUGGAGAAGCUGUCGUGGUUAGAAGCUUACAAGGCAUCCACAGAAGCACUUGCUUUUUCCAGUAGUGCUUUCUUCCAUAAAGAUAUGGUCCAACAGGCCUACUUCCCUGAGGAACAUAAAAUGGCUGUGUAUUCCCCAUUGUUGGGUCCAUUUAUCACGAUCCUCACGAUGGCACUAAUACGUGCUGUAAGAGAAUUGAGAAAAUAA
Molecule: messenger RNA, 1446 nt
Organism: Pichia kudriavzevii
Lineage: Eukaryota; Fungi; Ascomycota; Pichiomycetes; Pichiales; Pichiaceae
Exons: 1
Coding region: 1-1446 (481 amino acids)
Biological process (GO): attachment of GPI anchor to protein
Cellular component (GO): GPI-anchor transamidase complex
Source: RefSeq, a predicted model, not a curated record